AUGAUAGGAACUCUCCUGCCACUCUCCGCCUGGCUGGUCGUUGUCCUGGCUGGCGAACAAGCUCCCACCCACAGCCACUACCAUCACGUCAGAACGGACAUCUUCAGCAAGGAGGAAUCUGAACCGUACCCGGUAGAAGUCAUCAAGCAUGUGCCCUAUCCUGUUAAAGUACCUGUAGAUCGUCCGGUGCCUUAUCAUGUCGACAAACCGUACCCAGUCAAAGUGGAGAAGGAAGUCCAUGUACCCGUUCACGUUCAAGUACCUCAGCCAUACCCAGUGUACAAAGAAGUCAAGGUCCCUGUCGAAGUUAAGGAGGACCGACCAGUACCAUACCACGUACCCAAACCGUACCCAGUGACUGUGGAGAAGAAAGUCCCAUAUCCAGUCGAAAAGGAGAUCCCAGUACCAGUAAAGGAGUACGUCGAAGUACCUAAGCCGUAUCACGUACCAGUUGUAGUUGAGAAGAAAGUUCCUUAUUACGUAGAAAAGAAAGUACCAGUUCAAGUCCAAGUACCAGUAGAGAAACCGUAUCCAGUGGAAGUACCCAAACCGUAUCCAGUGACAGUAGAGAAGAAGGUGCCAUAUAUAGUUGAAAAGAAAGUACCGUACCCUGUCAAAGUACCAGAAUACGUCAAUGUACCUGUACCUGUCCAUACGGCAGGUAAAGUCUUUGAGGAGACGCGAGUAGCGCUGCCGGGUAAUGGAUGUCAUAAAGAUAAGGACAAGGCUCUGGAAAAGAUACUUGAAGAGUGGAUCAAGAGAGGUGGGACAGUCACCGGGGAGUCUGGGAAGAUACACAGUGGAAGGAAGGACACUGGAGUAGGUCAGAGCUAG
Messenger RNA from Nezara viridula (southern green stink bug), 834 nucleotides. Lineage: Eukaryota; Metazoa; Arthropoda; Insecta; Hemiptera; Pentatomidae. The record is from the annotation of a GenBank genome assembly.